UUUCAUUUCCAAUUGAAUUUGGUAACAAACAUUUUCUCUCAAAUCUCAACUCGGAAGCCUGAGAGAGAGAGAACCUUCGAUGGCUUCCAUGUCUGCCGUCCUCAGCAAAUCCCCUUUCCUCUCUCAGCCUCUCUCCAAAUCUCCAUCCUCCGAUCUCCCCUUCUCCGCCGCAACCGUCUCUUUCCCCUCGAAAUCGCACCGUCGCGGCGGAGUAAUCCGCGCCGGACUCAUCUCCCCCGACGGCGGGAAGCUCGUGGAGCUCGUAGUGGCGGAGCCGCGACGGCGGGAGAAGAAGCACGAGGCGGGGGAGCUGCCACGCGUGGAGCUCACGGCGAUCGACGUGCAGUGGAUGCACGUGCUGAGCGAAGGCUGGGCAAGUCCGCUCGGAGGCUUCAUGAGAGAAUCCGAGUUCCUCCAAACUCUUCAUUUCAACUCGCUUCGUCUUGACGACGGAUCCGUCGUCAACAUGUCCGUGCCUAUCGUCCUCGCUAUUGACGACGAGCAGAAGGCUAGUAUCGGCGAGUCCAAACGCGUCGCGCUUGUUGGUUCCGACGGUAACCCCGUCGCUAUCCUCAGCGACAUUGAGAUUUACAAACAUCCCAAGGAAGAGAGAAUAGCAAGAACUUGGGGUACGACGGCUCCAGGCUUGCCUUACGUAGAAGAAGCCAUUACCAACGCUGGAAACUGGCUGAUUGGGGGUGAUCUCGAGGUUCUUGAGCCAGUCAAGUACAAUGAUGGGCUUGAUCGUUUUAGGCUUUCCCCUGCUGAGCUUCGCAAGGAGCUGGAGAAGCGUGGCGCGGAUGCUGUCUUUGCUUUCCAGCUUAGGAACCCGGUUCACAACGGUCAUGCACUUCUUAUGACUGAUACUCGGAGGAGACUUCUUGAGAUGGGAUACAAAAACCCUAUUCUUUUGCUUCAUCCGUUAGGAGGGUACACAAAGGCUGAUGAUGUUCCUCUAAGUUGGAGGAUGAAGCAGCACGAGAAGGUGCUAGAGGACGGUGUUCUUGAUCCAGAGACUACAGUAGUUUCGAUAUUCCCGUCUCCUAUGCAUUAUGCUGGUCCAACCGAAGUGCAGUGGCACGCAAAGGCGAGAAUCAAUGCCGGUGCAAACUUUUACAUUGUGGGUCGUGAUCCAGCCGGGAUGGGUCACCCAGUUGAAAAACGUGAUCUCUACGAUGCCGAUCAUGGAAAGAAAGUACUAAGCAUGGCCCCUGGACUUGAAAGACUCAAUAUCCUUCCUUUCAGGGUUGCUGCAUAUGACAAGACACAAGGCAAAAUGGCUUUCUUUGAUCCCUCGAGGCCUCAAGAUUUCUUGUUCAUCUCCGGCACUAAGGUAAUUUCACUACUUCCCAACACCAACCUUACAUUGUUACAUUUUUCAUGGUUUACUGAUAAAAUCAUUCUCUCAGAUGCGCACAUUGGCCAAGAACAAAGAAAACCCUCCGGAUGGAUUCAUGUGCCCAGGUGGAUGGCAAGUUCUUGUUGAUUACUAUGACAGCUUGACUCCAGCAGGUAAACUACCGGUUCCGGCCUAAGACAAAGACAGAGACAAAGAAACUGUCUAUGAUUCGUUUCAAACUGUAUCUGCUUUGUGUUGUGGACCUUGAGGCAACAGUAGUUUUUGUAUAGGAGAAGCCUAUAUAUAAACAAUCUGCCCGGACCUUUUUUUUCAAAAUAAAUUACAUAAAAGACUGUUUUUCCUUUAGGAAAGCUGUAAUAUUUGAUCAAACCACCGUCUGGUGAAAACUUGUACCAUAUGAAACGAUUGUGUUUAUAUGAAACAACAACAAGCAGUUUUGCUAUU
Messenger RNA from Brassica rapa (field mustard), 1804 nucleotides. Its product is annotated as ATP sulfurylase 1, chloroplastic. Gene Ontology annotation, biological process: sulfate assimilation. The record is from RefSeq and is a predicted model, not a curated record. Lineage: Eukaryota; Viridiplantae; Streptophyta; Magnoliopsida; Brassicales; Brassicaceae. Gene Ontology annotation, molecular function: sulfate adenylyltransferase (ATP) activity; adenylylsulfate kinase activity.